Molecule: messenger RNA, 1660 nt
Organism: Schistosoma intercalatum
Lineage: Eukaryota; Metazoa; Platyhelminthes; Trematoda; Strigeidida; Schistosomatidae
Source: the annotation of a GenBank genome assembly
UGAGACUUUUUGCGGCUCACAGUUCAUUUUUACCGCUACUGUGUCUAAAGCUUCUCAUCCAGCUUGGUUCUGCAAAAUGGAGGUGGUUCAGCGCCACUCUGUACACACACUUGUUUUCCGCUCUCUCAAAAGAACACAUGAUAUGUUUGAAGCUGAUCAAAGUCGUCUUCCGGAAGUUGAUGAGAAAAGUAAUUCAUUAAAAGUCGCCAUCAAAGCAAAAGAUCAGUAUGGACCUGUACUUAAGGAGCCUGGUCACAAUCCACUAAGGCCUAAAGAAAAUGUCUCGGACACGUCACAACCGGGGGCCAUUGUCGCAUCUGAAAAGGUCAAACCAAAGUCUGCACUUGAACAAAACGCUUCUAUAGUUCAAAUAGGUAAUGAAAAAUUACUACUUCCAAAGAAAGCUCCGACUAUGCCCAAGCCCACAUGGCAUCCACCAUGGAAACUAUGUCGAGUUGUUAGCGGUCACACAGGAUGGGUGCGCUGUGUGGCUUUUGAUCCUACUAAUGAUUUCUUUGUUACUGGCGCGGCAGAUCGGAUGAUCAAGGUUUGGGACUUUGCUAGUGGAACAUUAAAACUGACACUGACAGGUCACAUAAGUACUGUUAGAGGUGUCGUUGUCAGUGCUCGUCAUCCUUACUUAUUUUCAUGUGGAGAAGAUAAAACAGUUCGUUGUUGGGAUUUGGAGCAAAAUAAGGUUAUUCGUCAUUACCAUGGUCAUAUGUCUGCUGUUUACGAUAUUGAUAUCCAUCCAACAAUCGAUGUAGUCCUUACUUGUGGUCGGGAUGCAACUGCACGAGUAUGGGACAUGCGAACCAAAGUCAAUGUUCAUACUCUAACAGGACAUUCGAACACAGUAGCGACAGUACGUUGUCAAGAAUCUGAUCCUCAAGUGAUUACUGGAUCACAUGAUGCAACUGUCCGCCUUUGGGACUUGGCAGCAGGACGUACCAUAGCCUGUUUGACAAAUCACAAGAAAUCUGUCCGAGCUGUAUGUAUCCAUCCAACUCAGAAUGCAUUUGUUUCUGGAUCACCGGAUAAUAUAAAACAAUGGAAACUCCCCAAUGGUGUCUUUCUUCAGAAUCUAUCUGGACAUAAUGCUAUCAUUAAUGCCGUCACUGUUAACCAAGAUAAUGUGGUCGUCAGUGGAGGUAUUUACUAGUUUACAUAUGCAUGUCCUUAUUCCAGUAAUUUAUUAAAAUUAAGGAUUAUAAUGUACGUAUUGAUCAUUUAAAUAAUUCGUACGGUCUAUUUCAAAUAUUUGUCUGUCGAGAGAUUGAUCUCUGCCAUUGGUUUUUCUGCUUAUUUUAGGCGAUAAUGGCAGUGUUCACUUUUGGGAUUGGAAAUCUGGGUAUAACUUUCAGCGUCUUCAAGCUCAAGUUCAGCCUGGCAGUAUUGAUUCUGAAGCUGGGAUAUUUGCUUUAGCAUUUGAUCGUAGUGGAUCUCGCUUGGUGUCCUGUGAAGCAGACAAAUCAAUAAAGAUCUUCAAAGAAGAUGAAUCAGCGACGGAAGAAACACACCCACUGUACUGGCGCCCGGGCUUGCUCAAAAAAUCGAAAUACUAAUUUACCUAAUCCACUUAACAUCUCAACAACAAUAUGUAUAGUAUAUUCCUAUUAAAGAAUUUAUCUUACUAAAUACAAUCGAUUUACAUGUUUGA